Messenger RNA from Lachancea fermentati, 1482 nucleotides. Lineage: Eukaryota; Fungi; Ascomycota; Saccharomycetes; Saccharomycetales; Saccharomycetaceae. The record is from the annotation of a GenBank genome assembly.
AUGUCACAAUUCGAUACACGUACUUCCGUUGCCGACCUAGUGGGGAACACCCCUAUGGUCGAGUUGACCAAACUGCCAAAGGCUCUAGGUAUUAAGCCACAAGUGUAUGCGAAGCUAGAACUUUACAAUCCCGGAGGAUCGAUAAAAGACCGUAUUGCCAAGUCGAUGAUAGAGUAUGCAGAAGCACAAGGAACUAUCCACCCAUCAAAGACUACUCUGAUUGAACCAACCUCUGGUAACACAGGUAUUGGUCUUGCUCUGAUGGGUGCUAUCAAGGGCUACAGAACAAUUAUCACGCUGCCUGAAAAGAUGUCCAACGAAAAGGUCUCCGUUUUGAAAGCCCUAGGCGCUGAAAUCAUUAGAACACCUACUGCUGCUGCAUGGGAUUCUCCUGAAUCGCACAUCGGUGUGGCAAAAAAGCUAGAGAAGGAAAUCCCAGGCGCUGUUAUUCUUGAUCAGUACAACAACAUGAGAAACCCCGACGCACACUACUACGGUACUGGUAAAGAGAUACACAAGCAACUUGAACAAUUAAAAAAGUUUGAUAAGCUUCAUGCAGUCGUAGCGGGUGCCGGUACAGGAGGUACUAUCAGUGGUAUUUCUAAGUAUUUGAAGGAGCAGGACACAGGCAUUCAAAUUGUUGGUGCCGAUCCAGUUGGUUCUAUCUUGGCUCAACCUGAAUCAUUGAACCAAACUGACAGCAACGAAUACAAGGUUGAAGGUAUUGGUUAUGAUUUUGUCCCAAAGGUCUUGGACAGAUCUCUUGUUGAUCACUGGAUCAAGACAGAGGACAAGUCUUCCUUCAAGUAUGCGCGUCAGCUUAUUUCCAAUGAGGGUGUCUUGAUUGGUGGCUCCAGUGGUAGUGCUUUCGCUGCCCUUGUUGAUUACUGUAACGAACACCCUGAACUUACUGAAAAGGAUGUGAUUGUUGUCGUUUUCCCUGAUUCCAUCAGAUCGUACUUGACAAAGUUUGUCGAUGAUGAGUGGUUGAAGAAGAACGGCUUGUGGGAUGAUGCCAUUGUUGCUCCUCUAAGCAAGAGUGAGAAGGACAUCUUUCACGGCGCUAUCGUUAGAGAUCUAAAAUUGAAGCCUGUUGUAUCUGUGAAGGAAAAUGCUCCUCUUUCCGAAGUUGUCAAAAUUCUAAGAGACAAUGGUUUCGACCAAUUGCCUGUUCUUUCUGAAGAUGGAAAACUGGUAGGCUUGGUGACAUUAUCACAGUUGUUAAAGAAGCUUUCCACUGGUGGCCAAGUCAAGUCAAUUGAGGGUCUCUUCUUUGAUUUCAGGAAACUGAACAACUUCAACGAAGUAUCUUCCUACAACGACAACAAGUCGGGCAAGAAGAGAUUUGCUAAAUUCUCCAUCGACACUAAGCUUUCAGACUUGAACCAAUUCUUUGAGAAGAAUUCGUCUGCCAUCAUUACCGAUGGCUUGACUCCUGUCCACAUCGUCACAAAAAUGGACUUGUUGGGCUAUCUAGCAUAA